AUGAUAACAUUCUUACUCGUAUUCAGUGGACUUAUAGUAUGUAUCGUUUAUUUAAUUGGAAUAUACAAUGAAUACUACUGGAAGAGAAGAAAUGUGGCGUUCUAUAAGAAGCAUAAAGUGACAAGUGUGUUAUGGGAUUUUGUAUUUAAAAAAAAGGCAGUAUAUCUAAAUUUAUGGGAAGUUUACAAAGAAUAUAGGAAGGAACCAGCUGUUGGUAUUGGGACAUUUAUCACGCCAUCGCUAUACGUGAUAGAUCCCACUAACGUGCAACAUGUGCUGUCAACUGACUUUAGCUCUUUCAACCAUAGAGGACUGGAUGUUCACAAAGAUGAUCUACUCGCUGACAAUAUUCUUUUCAUGAAUGGGAAUCGGUGGAAACUGACCCGACAACAUAUGACACCGCUGUUCACGUCUACAAAACUUAAAUCUAUGUAUUAUAUCAUCGAUAAAAGUGCUUUAGACUUCGUUCAACAUUUGAACGAAAAUAAACAACUGUUAAAAGGUGACACUUUUAAUACAUUGAUGUCUUUUUGCUCUGCGGCAAUCGGAGGAGCCGUGUUUGGUAUAAGCACAGGAUCCAUUUUCGAUUCACCGUUCCUUGAUAUGGCGCGAAAUGCGUUUAAGGCAACCUUCUCUUCUAAUUUAAGUUUUGCCGUAUUAACUCUAAGCGGUAAUUUGUCUAAUUGGCUUGGAUUAAAAUUUUUCACACAGCAUGAGAAGUUCUUUAUUGGUGCAAUAAAACAAAUUUUGCGUGCACGGGAAAAAGAAAAUGUCAAGAGACACGACUUCGCUGAUUUGUGUGUAGCAAUACAAAAAGCAGGGAAAAUGGUAGACAAAGAGACUGGCUUGGAAAUGACACCAACUGAUGAACUUUUAGCUGCGCAAGCUUUCUUUUUCUUCGCCGCGGGCGUGGAACCGACAGCUACCGCUUUAUUUGGUACGUUAUAUGAAUUAGGGAAAGAUCCAGAAUAUUUAGAAAAAGUACAUAAAGAAAUCGACGAAGCAUUCGAAAAGAAUGAUAAAAUGAACUUCGAUAUCAUUAUGGGCAUGAAACAUCUUGAUAUGGCGUUUAGUGAAGCUAUGCGAUUACAUCCACCCAUCGGAUUUUUGACCAGACAAUGUAUAAGGGAUAGCGUUCUCCCAGUAGGCAAUAUCAAAGUUGAUAAAGGUUCUAAGAUAUUUACACCAAUAUAUGAAAUACAUCACGACCCAAAAUAUUAUCCAGAGCCCGAAAAGUUCAUUCCUGAAAGGUUUGCUCCGGAAAAUAAACAUAAAAUCGCUGAUAUCACUUACAUGCCUUUCGGAAAAGGCAAUAGAAUUUGUGUAGGUCUUAGGUACGCCUCACUUCAAUCUAAAGCUGGAUUAGUGCAUUUACUGCGUAACUUUACUGUACGAAGCAUCAUCCACGAAGGUGGACCGAAAUACAAAGCCCAGGCAGUACAAGUGAGACCUUAUAAUGUUGAUGUUGAGUUUAUACCAAGAAAUGUUGCUUAA
Zerene cesonia (dogface butterfly) is the source of this 1494-nucleotide messenger RNA. Its product is annotated as cytochrome P450 6k1-like. NCBI's taxonomy places the organism in Eukaryota, Metazoa, Arthropoda, Insecta, Lepidoptera, Pieridae. The coding region runs from base 1 to 1494 and encodes 497 amino acids. Gene Ontology annotation, molecular function: iron ion binding; oxidoreductase activity, acting on paired donors, with incorporation or reduction of molecular oxygen; monooxygenase activity. The transcript has a single exon. The record is from RefSeq and is a predicted model, not a curated record.